UCCCUUUAUUUGAUUAGGGAGAGAGGGGAACCAGAGAAGAUUUCUCAUCAUGAGCAGCAAAAUCGUCACAGCAGCAGCAUGUUGUGCAUCAUUUCAUGCUAAAGUGGUCCCCUGUUCCCGUGGGUCGACGUCUUCACGGCCGAGGCGCUCCCUAGUGGCGGGAAGGAGAAGUGCAGCUGCCGCGGGGGGGUUUAAAAGCAGCGAGUGGGGAGGAGCGGCAAGUCAAUGCGAGGAGCUACACAGGCAAAAGUUGAUCUUUCAUCCAUCGUGCAAGUGCAUCCAUUCUAAGGAGAGGAGACGAAAUGGCAGCCCAGACUCACCAACCUCACCUGCACCUGGCCGAGCUCACUGCAGCUCAGUUCAUCGACAUCUGGAAACAUUUUGAUGCAGACGGAAAUGGCUACAUCGAAGGGAAGGAACUGGAAAACUUCAUUAGAGAGCUGGAAUUGGCCAGACGAGGAGCAGGCGUGGAUCCUUCACAUGCUGCAUUCAAGGAGAAGAUGAGGGAGUUCAUGGCCAGUUUCGACAAGAAUUCUGAUGGGAGGAUUGAGAUGACAGAGUUGGCUCAACUUCUGCCCACAGAAGAAAACUUCCUGCUAUGUUUCAGAGAAUUUGUGGGAUCCAGCACUGAAUUCAUGGCCGCUUGGCGAAGGUAUGAUACCGAUCGUAGCGGAUACAUUGAGUCGAAUGAACUGAAGGGCUUCCUGACAGACCUGCUGAAGAAAGCCAACACAAGUUAUGAUGAUAAGAAGCUCAGUGAAUACACGCAGACAAUUCUAAGAAUGUUUGAUCUGAACGGCGAUGGGAAACUCGGUCUCUCCGAGAUGGCAAGGCUCUUGCCGGUACAGGAGAAUUUCUUGAUGAAGUUUCAGGGCAUCAGGCUCACAGUCAAGGAAUUUGACUCCCUCUUCACACUCUACGAUAAGGAUGGUAAUGGCUACAUCGACGAGCAGGAGUUGGAUGCUUUGCUGAAGGACCUCUCUGAUAAGAAGAAAAUGGACGUAGAUGUCACAGGACUCUCGGGGUACAAGAAAAGUAUCAUGGCUCUGUCGGACGGAGGGAAACUGUUUCGCAACGAGUUGGAGAUCGUCCUCUGCCGGGACUCUGAGCUGUAAGAAUCCCCCCCCACCCCACCCACUGCCUCCUUCCUACCUCCUGGUGCAUGUAUGACCCUGCUUACACUGCUAGAGAGAAAACUAAAAGUGCUCCUAAAAGCACUCAGUCAACUGCUGGCCCUUAACAUUGAAUAUUUUUAACAUGACGCUCCAUGGUGAAAUA
Syngnathus acus (greater pipefish) is the source of this 1278-nucleotide messenger RNA. Its product is annotated as calretinin-like. The transcript is spliced from 12 exons. Gene Ontology annotation, biological process: regulation of presynaptic cytosolic calcium ion concentration; regulation of long-term synaptic potentiation. Bases 303 to 1115 code for a protein of 270 amino acids. Gene Ontology annotation, molecular function: calcium ion binding. Gene Ontology annotation, cellular component: terminal bouton; dendrite; cytosol. The record is from RefSeq and is a predicted model, not a curated record. NCBI's taxonomy places the organism in Eukaryota, Metazoa, Chordata, Actinopteri, Syngnathiformes, Syngnathidae.